AUGCAGACUGCUUCUACAAACAUUUGUGAAAGAAUGGGUCGCUCUCAGGAGCUCAGUGAAUUCAAGCAUGGUACCGUGAUAGGUUGCCACCUGUGCAAUAAGUCCAUCUGUGACAUUUCCUGGCUACUAAAUAUUCCACGGUCAACUGUUAGUGGUUCUAUAACAAAGUGGAAGCAACUGGGAACAACAGCAACUCAGCCACAAAGUGAGCGGGGUCAGCGCAUGCUGAAGCACACAGUGCACAGAAGAAUCCAAUUGUCUGCAGAGUCAAUAGCUAAAGACCUCAACAACAGUGUGUAGAGAGCUUCAUGGAAUGGCCGAGCAGCUGCACCCAAGCCUUC
Messenger RNA from Staurois parvus, 341 nucleotides. Lineage: Eukaryota; Metazoa; Chordata; Amphibia; Anura; Ranidae. The record is from the annotation of a GenBank genome assembly.